AUGAAUUCUCCAAAACAAUCUCCUCCUGCAUCGAGGUCAUCGGGGAAACUUGUAAGCUCGCUAUCGGCCGCUCUGACUCGGCGCGAAGCUAAGUCUGCCCGCCGCAAGCUCACUAUUCUGCCUAAGACAGCCAUUGACUUCUCCUCCAAUGACUUUCUUUCUCUCUCUCAGUCUCCUGUCUUUCGGGGCAAGUUCUUAUCCCAUGUGAACAAUGCGCCAGAGUCUUUCCCCUUUGCCAGUGGCGGGUCGCGGCUCUUGGAUGGCAAUUCAGCCUAUACAGAGGAACUGGAGCGUUUCGUGGCUAAAUUCCACGAAGCGCCCACAGCGCUUUUGUUCAACUCUGGAUACGACGCUAACGUAGGAAUACUGUCUAGUAUCCCUCAACCUGGCGAUGUAAUUUUGUAUGAUGAGUUUAUUCAUGCUAGUUCUCAUGAGGGGAUGCGGCUCUCCAGGGCAGGCACGACGAAAAAGUUUCCCCAUAGCUGUCCAAAUGGGUUCCGGGAAGUUCUGUUGAGACAAGUCUCCAGUGAUCCUAAAAUUGCGGAUGGAACGCGCAAUGUCCUCAUUGUUAUCGAGUCCAUAUAUAGUAUGGACGGAGAUAUCGCUCCCAUCAGGGAAUUUGUUCAGAUCGUAGAUGAUCUUCUUCCCUGUGGAAAUGGCUAUUUCAUUGUUGACGAGGCGCAUGCAACCGGUGUUCUUGGUCCCCGGGGUGCUGGUGUGGUACAAGAACUUGGAAUUCAAGACCGCAUGCUCAUAAGAGUCCAUACAUUUGGUAAAGCUCUAGCUUGCCAUGGAGCAAUGGUACUAUGUGGACCUGAAAUCAGAGACUACCUGAUCAAUUAUGCCCGCAGCCUUAUCUACACGACUGCGUUGGGAUUUCCAUUUCUUGCAUCCAUCCGCACUGCCUACGAGCUUUUAUCGUCCGGAGAAAUGACGAAGUUGCAGGAUAGAGUGCAAGAACUCAUUGGCUAUCUACGUCAACGCCUGGAUAGUCUCCAGAUCACCCAAUCGACGGUCUUUAAGGUGGCCCAUUUUCCUACCUCCCCCAUCAUCUCAUUGCUGACUUCACACCCGCGUCAGCUGGCAGCUGCCUGCCAGAAAGAGGGAUAUAUUGUCCGUGCUAUCAUGUCGCCCACGGUCCCAGAGGGAACAGAACGAGUGCGGGUGUGUAUGCAUGCUGGCAAUACAAAGACAGAGAUUGAUGGUUUAGUCCAAAAUAUCCAGUCAUGGCUAGAUCUCAACUCAGUCCAAAUUAAAUCAAAUCUAUGA
Molecule: messenger RNA, 1269 nt
Organism: Penicillium taxi
Lineage: Eukaryota; Fungi; Ascomycota; Eurotiomycetes; Eurotiales; Aspergillaceae
Product: aminotransferase class I/II-fold pyridoxal phosphate-dependent enzyme
Exons: 3
Coding region: 1-1269 (422 amino acids)
Biological process (GO): biosynthetic process
Molecular function (GO): pyridoxal phosphate binding; transferase activity
Source: RefSeq, a predicted model, not a curated record